This is a messenger RNA of Ipomoea nil (Japanese morning glory), 2238 nucleotides long. Its product is annotated as glycosyltransferase family 92 protein RCOM_0530710. NCBI's taxonomy places the organism in Eukaryota, Viridiplantae, Streptophyta, Magnoliopsida, Solanales, Convolvulaceae. Bases 180 to 2006 code for a protein of 608 amino acids. The transcript has a single exon. The record is from RefSeq and is a predicted model, not a curated record.
CCCAAUUAUUAUUCAUUCCAUCGAUUCAGCCAAACGCGCAAUCAGUCUCCGACACUUGCCGGAUUACGCAGAACCACCACCGUCCAAGAAAACCUCCCUCCGUCUUGCCUUCAGAUCUACGCAACCCAACUUCAAAACCCUUUCUUCUUGGAGGGGAUCCAAACCGUUGUUCCAACAAAAUGGAUUCUUCAGAGCAACGCCGCAAGCGAAAACGUCUUCUCCGGCUAUCGACGCCGUCGUCUUCUUCUUCUCCACUCCUCCAUUUCCUCUCCCUAAGGUCUUUCCUCUUGUGCUUCUCCUUCUUGCUCUUUCUUUAUCUCCUCUCCUUCAAAAUCCCCAUCAUCAAUUCCUCCGCUUUCCGACCCGUACUCGUAGUUUCAAGCUUUUCUUUGAUGUCCUCUUCUUCUUCCUCCUCCUCUUCUUCUUCUUCGUUUCGAGAUUUCAGCCGUUUUCUGUUGCCGGUGAAAAUAGAGGGCCGGGUUUUGUUCCCGGAUCAUGUUUUGGUGUUGGCUAGGAAAAAUGGGGUUUUGGGUACAGAAUUGGAGUGUGUUUAUUACAACAGUGUGGAUAAGGGUACUAAAGAAGAAGAGAAUGUUUUGUCUGUGGAUGAUUAUGAUGAGUCUAGGGUGAUUGUGAGAUGCCCUGUUCCACCCAGGAAUCAUUCAGCUGUUGUGAAUUUGCAGAAAGUUGGGAGGAGAAAGAGGGGUGGGAAGGGGGUUUGGAGGAGUAAUAAUAAUCAUAAUAAAACUGUGAUUUCUUGGGAAAAUGUUGUGUAUACUGCUACAGUGGAUGGGGACACAGCAGUGGUGUUUGUGAAAGGGUUGAAUUUGAGGGCAGAUAGGGAAUCAAAUCCAAGGCAAUUCAGUUGCCAUUUUGGGUUGGGGAGUGGGGGUAAUAAGGAAGGGAGGCUUACACUAAUGACUAGGGCUAUAACAGCAGCUCAGGAGGUUGUGAGGUGUUCAUUACCUUUGAGUGUUAGGAAGGUACCUGAGAAAGCAUUGGGCGUUCGAGUCACGAUUGGGAUGAAGAUUUCUUCGAGCCGAAACCGGGUGCUCUUACCUUCUGUGGCCAAGAUUUCGAGCCUGAAAUCUGAUCAAGGAAGGAAGAAGGGUGGGGGUGGUGGUGGCAAGUAUGAGCUCUGUGUGUGUACCAUGGUUUGGAACCAAGCAUUUGCGUUGCGUGAGUGGAUCAUGUAUCACGCUUGGCUUGGCGUCGAGAGGUGGUUCAUUUAUGACAAUAACAGCAACGAUGGAAUCAAGGAUGUGGUUGAUGAGCUUGAGAUGCAGAACUUUAACGUGACUAGGCAUGUUUGGCCUUGGAUCAAGACUCAGGAAGCCGGGUUCUCACAUUGUGCUCUCAGGGCAAAGAGUGAAUGCAAUUGGGUGUCCUUCAUGGAUGUUGAUGAGUUCUUUUACUUCCCUUAUUCCACCCCACAGCAUCAGAGGUUCCGGCAACUGGGUUAUGCGGGCGAGAAUUCCCUUCGAGAUUUGGUGGCCAACUUCUCUGCAUCAUCGACAGUGGCAGAGAUCAGAACCGCCUGCCACAGCUAUGGCCCCUCCGGGUUGAACUCACCUCCCUCGCAAGGAGUUACUGUGGGGUACACUUGCCGGCUCAAGAGCCCAGAGAGGCACAAGUCAAUUAUCCGCCCGGAUGCUUUGGACACCACACUCCUCAAUGUGGUACACCACUUCCAUUUGAAGAAAGGGUUUCAGUAUCUGAAUUUGCCCCAGGGCACUGCUGUCAUAAACCAUUACAAAUACCAGGUGUGGGAGGUAUUCCGAGCCAAGUUCUUCAGAAGAGUUGCUACCUACGUCGCUGAUUGGCAGGAAAACCAAAAUGAAGGCUCGAGGGAUAGAGCGCCCGGAUUAGGGACAGAGGCCAUUGAGCCACCUAAUUGGCGCUUACAGUUCUGUGAGGUUUGGGAUACUGGACUUCGGGACUUUGUUUUAGCAAACUUUGCUGAUUCUUCAACUGGUUUACUGCCCUGGGAGAGGUCUCCGGUAUGACCUCUGAAUCUCGGGACCUUUAAGCAUCCCUGAACAGAUAAAUCACAAGAAUUAUCAUUCUUUCCUUUCAUUCUUUCACCAUCUUAUAUCACAUUCCUUUUUGUUUUUAUAUACUGGCAGGAUGACACUGUAGUGUAGGAUAGGAAUUUUUUCUUUUUGCAUAUAUCUGUACUUUUGUAACGUUGUGACACGAUAUUUCUAAAAUGUUCUAUCCAUUACCUCUUUUCUUCUG